CAAUAAUUAACAUACCAUCCUAUAGUCUCUGUGUUUUCCAAGAAAUAUCUUUAAAUAACUUUGUUGACUGUGAACUGCAACAUUCAAGAAAUUGAUCUACUUAGCAGAGUGACAAUGAAGAGUGUGAAUCUCUUGAUCGGUGUGUUGUACUUUUAUUUAAACAUUGCAAAUGGAAAUUCCCAAGGUCGAUCUCCAGGGUCUAUCGCCAACGAAAUGUGUAAAAGAUACACAGAAGAUGCCAAAAAGAACAAUAUUUGUCCUGCUUCGCUUUCUUCUUCUUCAACACCUCCAAGAACUUUGGCGCAAAAGGGUGAAUUUCCUCAUAUGGUAGAAAUCGGUUAUAGGCAUAAUAAUGGAUAUAAGUGGUUAGCUAGUGGUUUUAUAAUUAGUAAAAAUUUCGUUCUGACUAUAGCGUAUGUUCCUAAACCUGAAGAAUUAAGAGGCGCAGAUCCGGUAAUAAUUAGAGCCGGAGUAACAGAUCACAACGAUCUGACGCAUGAGCAAUUAAGGACCAUUGAAUCUGUAAUAGUUCAUCCUAAGUACAAUCCACCAAUCCUGAGAUACAACGAUAUUGCACUUAUUAAAGUUAAGGAAGAUUUUCACUUUAAUAAGUUUAUAAGUCCAGUAUGUUUAUACACGAGCGACAAACUCCCAGAUGGAAAUGUUAUUCACUCAGGCUGGGGUCCAACUGACAGAAGUGGAAAGCGACAAUCGCACAUGUUAAAAGUUUUCAAUCAUUUCGAUAGGGAUUUUGAAAAAUGUAACAGCACUUAUUAUCAUCUACUCGCUGGAGUACCACAGGGUUUACACAAAAAUGAGAUGAUCUGUGUUGGAAGAAAUAGCAUCGAUGAUUGUCAGGGUGAUUCUGGAAGCCCCUUGCAGGUUUAUCGUAAAGACAGCGGCAACAAAAAUUGCAUGUACGAGGUGGUAGGAAUCUCGGCGUUCGGAUUUGGCUGUGGUUGGACCCAAGACCCACAAGUUUUUACUAGUGUAUCCUAUUUCAUCAAAUGGAUUGAAGAUAAUGUGUGGCCUUAGACAUAGACUUCAAAAUUACCAAAAUUUGGAUAAAAUAUAAAUAAAGUUUUCAAAAAUUUUGCAAAAUAUAA
This is a messenger RNA of Diabrotica virgifera virgifera (western corn rootworm), 1106 nucleotides long. Its product is annotated as CLIP domain-containing serine protease C9-like. Gene Ontology annotation, biological process: proteolysis. The record is from RefSeq and is a predicted model, not a curated record. The transcript has 7 exons. Gene Ontology annotation, molecular function: serine-type endopeptidase activity. Lineage: Eukaryota; Metazoa; Arthropoda; Insecta; Coleoptera; Chrysomelidae. Bases 115 to 1035 code for a protein of 306 amino acids.